Messenger RNA from Durio zibethinus, 3340 nucleotides. RefSeq names its product alpha-amylase 3, chloroplastic-like. Gene Ontology annotation, molecular function: calcium ion binding; alpha-amylase activity. Gene Ontology annotation, biological process: carbohydrate metabolic process. The record is from RefSeq and is a predicted model, not a curated record. Lineage: Eukaryota; Viridiplantae; Streptophyta; Magnoliopsida; Malvales; Malvaceae.
AUUACCGAUCUUUAUUUAACGGAAUCAAGAAAAAGAAAGAGAAGAAAAAUAUUAAUAAUAAUAAUAAAAAAAUCUAAGAAUCCAUCAUCUCCUCCUCAACUUUCUCAUUCAUUUGCGAGUUUCUGCAAAAAGUAUCUCACAAAAUCCACGUCUUUCCAUAUCAAUUGGCGACGAACCAUGGCGACCGUUGCCAUAGAUUCUCUUCUCCAAAACCCUAGGCUACCAUCUCGUCCGAAAGCUAAGGUGUUGCUAAAGCCGUCUCGCUCAUUGGAUUGUUCUCGAAAUCGUAAGCUUCUCUUCUCUCGGGCCGCUCGCUUCUGUAGCUCCAAGCCCAUCCGGAAGAUUCAUGUCGUCAAAUCCAGCUCCAGUGAUACAGCUCUCUUUGACACCUUCGACACCUCUUCUUCAGAUGACAUCUUGUAUAAAGAAACUUUUCCUGUCAAGCGAAUUGAAAAGGUGGAGGGAAAACUUGUCAUCAGGUUGGAUCAAUCAAAAGAUCAGCAUAAUUGGCAGCUAUCAGUAGGAUGUAGUCUUCCCGGAAAGUGGAUUCUUCAUUGGGGAGUUUCUUAUCUUGGUGAUUUUGGCAGUGAAUGGGAUCAACCACCUAAAGACAUGAGACCUCCUGGUUCAGUUCCCAUUAGAGACUAUGCUAUUGAAACUCCCUUGAAGAAACCGUCUGAAGGAGAUAUGUUUCAUGAAGUCAAGAUUGAUUUUAAUCCCAGCAGUGCAAUUGCAGCUAUACAUUUUGUCCUGAAGGAUGAAGAAACUGGAGCCUGGUAUCAGCACAGAGGUAGGGAUUUUAAGGUGCCUCUUGUGGAUUACCUUGAGGAUGAUGGCAAUAUGGUUGGAGCAAAAAGAGGGUUUGGCAUAUGGCCAGGUGCUCUGGGGCAGUUCUCUAAUGUCCUACUUAAAGCAGAAGCAUCACAUGCUAAUGGUCCAAACAGCAACAAUGAGUCCAAGGACUCUAAAAAUGAGAAUAGGCGCCUUGAAGGGUUCUAUGAGGAGCAGCCUAUUGUAAAAGAAGUUUCAAUUGGUAACUUAGUGAGUAUUGCUGUUAGGAAGUCUCCUGAUACAGCAAAAAAUGUUCUGUAUAUGGAAACUGAUAUACCUGGAGAUGUUGUAGUUCACUGGGGUGUUUGUAGAGAUGAUGCUAAAACAUGGGAAAUUCCUGCUGCCCCAUAUCCACCGGAAACAGCUGUAUUCAAGAACAAGGCCUUACGCACUUUAUUGCAGCCAAAAGCUACAGGAAACGGAUCAAGAGCAUUAUUCACUUUAGAUGAAGAACUUGUUGGAUUUCUUUUUGUCCUCAAGCUGGACGAUAACACUUGGUUGAAAUUUAAAGAAAAUGACUUCUAUGUUCCCCUUUCUGGUGCAAUUAGUGUUCCUGGUCAACAUGGUCAAUCUGACAGUACAAGUGAAGAAAUUCCUAGCAAAGCAUAUACUGAUGAUAUCAUCAAUGAAAUACGGAACUUGGUUAGUGGCCUUAACUCUGAGAAGAGUCAGAAGACCAAAACAAAGGAAGCACAAGAAAGCAUUCUUCAAGAAAUUGAGAAGCUAGCUGCUGAAGCCUAUAGCAUCUUCCGGAGCUCCGUUCCAACCUUUUCAGAGGAAACUGUUUUGGAAACUGAGGCAACAAAGCCUGCUGUUACAAUAUCCUCUGGAACCGGUACAGGUUUUGAAAUAUUGUGCCAAGGUUUCAACUGGGAAUCUCAUAAAUCUGGACGAUGGUAUAUGGAACUCAAAGAAAAAGCUUCAGAAAUAUCUUCACUUGGGUUUACUGUGAUUUGGCUGCCACCACCAACAGAGUCUGUUUCACCAGAAGGAUACAUGCCAAAGGACUUGUAUAAUUUAAAUUCCAGAUAUGGAACUAUUGAUGAGCUGAAGGAACUUGUAAAGAGCCUCCAUGAAGUUGGAUUAAAAGUUCUUGGUGAUGUUGUAUUGAAUCACCGUUGUGCACAGUUUCAAAAUCAGAAUGGUGUAUGGAAUAUAUUUGGUGGUCGCUUAAAUUGGGAUGAUCGAGCAGUGGUUGGAGAUGAUCCUCAUUUUCAGGGCAGGGGCAACAAAAGUAGUGGAGAUAAUUUCCAUGCUGCUCCAAACAUUGAUCAUUCACAAGAGUUUGUGAGGAAGGAUCUCAAAGAAUGGCUUGUCUGGCUGAGAGAAGAAAUUGGUUAUGAUGGAUGGAGGCUGGAUUUUGUCAGAGGAUUUUGGGGUGGUUAUGUCAAGGACUACUUGGAUGCAAGUGAACCUUACUUUGGUGUAGGUGAAUAUUGGGAUUCUCUCAGUUAUACAUAUGGUGAAAUGGACCACAAUCAAGAUGCCCACCGACAGAGAAUUAUCGACUGGAUCAAUGCUACAAAUGGAACUGCUGGUGCAUUUGAUGUCUCAACCAAGGGAAUUCUUCAUUCAGCUCUGGAAAGAUGUGAGUAUUGGAGAUUAUCGGAUGAGAAAGGGAAGCCUCCUGGGGUUGUUGGAUGGUGGCCGUCUCGUGCUGUUACCUUCAUAGAGAAUCAUGACACUGGUUCUACCCAGGGUCACUGGAGGUUUCCAGGUGGAAAGGAAAUGCAAGGAUAUGCUUAUAUCUUGACCCACCCAGGAACCCCGGCCGUGUUCUAUGAUCACAUUUUCUCUCAUUAUCGUUCUGAAAUUGCUGCUCUUAUCUCUCUCAGAAACAGAAACAAAAUCCAUUGCCGGAGUACAGUUAAAAUUGUCAAGGCAGAGAGGGAUGUAUAUGCGGCCAUCAUCGAUGAAAAAGUUGCAAUGAAGAUUGGACCAGGUUAUUUUGAGCCUCCAAGUGGUCCCCAAAGAUGGUCCUCAGUCCUUGAAGGGAGGGAUUACAAGGUCUGGGAAGCAUCCUAAUGCAAACUACGGGCAUUAUUUAUGUUGCCAAGUGUGUGUAUAUAUAUAUAUAUAUCUCCUAUAAAAAUGUCCACCAUGAAACCUUCAUCCUUGUCUUAAAUCAAGUUAAAGAAUCUCGAACACAACACGUGUAUCAUAUUUGUUCUGAACAGCACGGAGGCUGUACUCCCGGUCCUCACCAAUGUUCAUGCCAUUGUUGUACCAUUUUUAACUCGAAAUACAAGGGGUAAUCGACUAAGGGCAGGGCUGGACUAGGUGAUUGUUGAAGCCAGUUAGCUAAUUUUGGAGAUGUACCCUUAUACACUAUAGUUUAUUUAUAAUGCCUAACGAGUAUUGAGAUUAAUACCGGAUGGGCAAUUUCUUCCCUUUUGCAUACCUGUAAUAUUUUGCAAGAAAUCAUUUUCUUGCGAAUUGGAUGUAUUGUUAUUAUUUUGUUAUCAAAUAAAGUACUGACUAUUUUUUUCUUACCAAAUUUCUAGUGGGC